AUGGAGAAUCCCUCCUUUGUCCUUCAAUCUAUCAAGAGCGUGGUGAUCGAGGAUCGCCCCAAACCCGAGCUCAAAGAUCCAUACGAUGUGGUGGUCCAGGUCGCCCAGACAGGGAUUUGUGGAAGCGAUGUCCAUUACUGGCAGCGCGGUCGCAUCGGCGACUAUAAACUGACUGGCCCAAUGGUUCUCGGACACGAGUCAUCUGGAGUCGUCGUCGAGACAGGGGCCCAAGUGUCUCACCUGAAGGUCGGUGACCGGGUCGCAAUGGAGCCUGGUGUCCCCUGCCGGCGAUGCGAAUAUUGCCGCAAGGGCUCAUAUCAUCUCUGCAGCGAUAUGAGAUUUGCUGCGACUCCGCCCUGGGACGGGACACUUGCAAAGUACUAUAUUAACGCCGCAGACUUCUGUUACAAAGUACCGGACUCGUUGUCUCUUGAAGAAGCAGCAAUGGUGGAACCGGUCUCGGUUGCUUGUGCUAUUGCAAAGACCGCGGACCUGCGCGCUCACCAGACCGUUCUGGUGCUGGGAUGCGGACCUAUCGGUGUCCUGUGCCAGGCUGUUGCUAAAGCAUACAACGCCAAAACUGUUAUCGGGAUCGAUAUAGUCCAGGCUAGGCUUGAUAUUGCCCAGUCUUAUGGAGCUGACUACACCUUCAUUCCUCCCCGGGCAGAGCCAGGUCAAGAUCCACUAGAACACGCAGAAAAGGUUGCACAAGAACUUAAGCAACAGUUUCAGCUUGGCGACGGUCCAGACGUUGUCCUAGAGUGCUCUGGUUCAGAGGCAUGUAUCCAGUUAGGAGUUCUUGUUGCUAAGCCGGGAGCGACGUUCGUGCAGGCUGGUAUGGGUAAGGAAGGGGUCGUGGUUCCAAUUACUGCUAUUUGCACUCGGGGCUUGACAGUCAAGGGGUCUAUUCGGUACCUUCCAGGCUGCUAUCCGGGGGCGAUUGACUUGAUAUCCAAAGGCCAGAUUGAUGUUAAGCCAUUGAUUACCAAUCGUUAUGCAUUUGAGGAAGCUGAGGAAGCAUUCGAGCUGGUUAAACAAGGGAGGCAGGAUGUUUUCAAGGUCAUGAUUUCUGGUGUUGAGAAAUUGUUGUAA
Molecule: messenger RNA, 1092 nt
Organism: Aspergillus versicolor CBS 583.65
Lineage: Eukaryota; Fungi; Ascomycota; Eurotiomycetes; Eurotiales; Aspergillaceae
Product: NAD(P)-dependent alcohol dehydrogenase
Exons: 4
Coding region: 1-1092 (363 amino acids)
Biological process (GO): D-sorbitol catabolic process
Molecular function (GO): zinc ion binding; L-iditol 2-dehydrogenase (NAD+) activity
Source: RefSeq, a predicted model, not a curated record